UGAGUUUAAUUCGUUAGACAGAGUGCUCAAUAGAUGUAUCUGAGUGAAACAAGCAAAAUUUGAGGCAAGAUUUUUCCAGAUAAUUAAUAAAGAAGUGGUUUAACUUUGAAAUAGAAGCUGAUUCAAGAUGAUCAAUAGCCCAAGAAAAAGGAAGUUAAGCAGUGUGUUAUCACCAGAGUCUGGCUUUUCACUUCACACUCCAAAAAAGGUCAGAGAAACUGAAAACGAUGUGAGACGAUCACCGAGGCUGAUGUCUCUUAUUCCACAUCUUGGAACUUCACCAAGCAUCAAAGCAUGCAAGACUAUUUAUCCAUCAUCUCCAAGAACACCAACGGGCAAAGAAAACUUAACAACAUCACCUCAUCGUCUUGUGUAUUUAUCUAGGAGAAAUAUGGAUGAGGGUUCUCCAAGACACUCACCGAGGAUUUGUACUGAAAGUUUUUAUCAAAGAAAAACUCAAUACUUAGAUCCUCUUCAGAGAAAAGCCUUGGGAAUUAGGAAAGCUUUAAUUUCAGAUUUGAAAAAUGUGUCACAAAUAAAACACCUUAAAUCAACUAAUCUAAAAUACCGAACAACUCAGAAGCGCAAGACUGCAAUUAGAAAGUUAAAUUCUAAUAGUAACAAUGCCAUGGUAUUGCAUAAGCAGAAAUAUCAACCUAACACUUUAGAUGCUGUAGUAACUAAACCUAUUAAAAAUGAAGUAAGAAAUGAUGUAUCAGUAAGGUCCAGUCCAAGAAAAGCCAGCAUUGCUCCUGCAUGUGUUUCUCCUGUUACUCCCACAAUGGCUCGCAAAUUUUUUACUUCACGUAGUCCAAAAUCAGAUUCAAAACGGUGGUCCACGACAACUCGAGGGGGAGUUUUUCACAUAAAAUUCAAAGCUGAAAGCACUGCACAAUUGAAAAGAAAAUCUAAACCAAUGAAAAAGAAAAUCCCUUUGGAUAUUAGAGUUGUCAAGUCUAAAAAGUUUGUCACGGCGCCUACCAGAAAAGUUAGAUCCAAACAAAACAUUUUUUCUGUUAAUGAGAGUCAAGCUAGAUUUAAACUCACAAGUGAUCAGAUCAUGUCACCUGUUGUAGUAUUGAGCCAAGAGGAUCAGAAGAUUUGUAAGAUUAGUUCAGAAAGUAUUUUAAGAAUGGAUAAACCAAACGUAACAACGAGCUUAAGUUCUCGGAAAGAGGGGGAAACUAUACUUUCAGGAAAUAUCCAAGUUUCUUCACCAGAUCAAUCAUCAGGAAAUUUGGGUUCAUCACCCAAGAAAUGUUACCCAAUAUUUGCAAAGGCAUCCUCUUCCAAACCAAUGAACAGUGUCGAUAAAAGUGGUACUAAGUCUCCAGCUACUAGAAAAGCUUCCCCAAGAAUUAAACCUCGUGUCAGAUAUAGUACGAAAGGUGACAAGAAAGAACAGUUAAUAAUUGAUGCUGGCCAGCGGGAAUUGGGUGCAAGGCAGUGUCCUACUUGCAACAUGGUGUACAUGAUUGGUGAACCCCAAGAUGAGAAGUGUCAUUCAAGCUAUCAUGACAUGUUUAUAUCUCGUCUGAAAUUUCCCGGCUGGAAAAAAGAACGGGUGCUUGGUGCCUUUAUUGAUGGUCGUGUUAUCAUGGUGUUACCAACAGAUUCUAGUUUUAUGGUGAAAAAGGUUGAAGAAAUUCGGCAAUUCGUGGACAGGUUUGUAGUUUUGAUUACUGAUACUUUUCCAAUUUAUGCUACAACUUUUAAGUUGUAG
Messenger RNA from Limulus polyphemus (Atlantic horseshoe crab), 1723 nucleotides. It is a transcript of the gene eco, whose product is annotated as N-acetyltransferase ESCO2-like. Gene Ontology annotation, biological process: mitotic sister chromatid cohesion. Gene Ontology annotation, molecular function: protein-lysine-acetyltransferase activity. Gene Ontology annotation, cellular component: nucleus; chromatin. NCBI's taxonomy places the organism in Eukaryota, Metazoa, Arthropoda, Merostomata, Xiphosura, Limulidae. The record is from RefSeq and is a predicted model, not a curated record. The coding region runs from base 128 to 1723 and encodes 531 amino acids. The transcript has 6 exons.